AGGUCAUUGACCCUGCCUGGAAAACACUGGGCUGGUGUAUAUAAGGAAAGCAGGCCAGCCUGUGUGCCCAGCAAUGGUGACUAUGUGGUGGCCCUGCCUUGUUUUGGCCCUGCUCUCUGGCUUGGAGACCUCUGGCUUUCCAAGAAGCCCCCUCCGGCUGCUAGGGAAACGGAGCCUCCCAGAAGGGGUGGUUGAUGGCAUUGAGGUCUACAGUACCAAGAUCAGCUGCAAGGUGACCUCCCGCUUUGCCCACAAUGUCGUCACCACAAGGGCUGUCAAUCGUGCAGACAAAGCCAAGGAGGUUUCCUUUGAUGUGGAACUGCCCAAGACAGCCUUUAUCACCAACUUCACCUUGACCAUUGAUGGUGUCACCUACCCUGGGAACAUCAAGGAGAAGGAAGUUGCCCAGAAGCAAUAUGAAAAGGCUGUGUCCCAGGGCAAGACAGCUGGUUUGGUCAAGGCCUCUGGGAGGAAACUGGAGAAAUUCACAGUGUCUGUUAAUGUGGCUGCGGGAAGCAGGGUCACUUUUGAGCUAACCUAUGAAGAGCUGCUCAAGAGGAACAAGGGCAAGUACGAGAUGUACCUUAAGGUCCAACCCAAACAACUGGUCAGACACUUUGAGAUUGAUGCACACAUCUUUGAGCCACAGGGCAUCAGCAUGCUGGAUGCUGAGGCCUCAUUCAUCACUAAUGACCUCCUGGGAAGCGCCCUCACCAAGUCCUUCUCAGGGAAAAAGGGACAUGUGUCUUUCAAGCCCAGCUUAGACCAACAGCGCUCAUGCCCAACGUGUACAGACUCCCUCCUCAACGGGGACUUCACCAUCAUCUAUGACGUGAACAGAGAGUCUCCAGGCAACGUGCAGGUAGUCAAUGGCUACUUUGUGCACUUCUUCGCACCCCAAGGCCUUCCAGUGGUGCCUAAGAAUAUAGUCUUUGUGAUCGACAUCAGCGGCUCCAUGGCUGGGCGGAAAAUCCAGCAGACCAGGGAUGCCCUUCUCAAAAUCCUGGAUGACAUGAAACAUGAUGACUAUCUGAAUUUCAUUCUGUUCAGCACGGAUGUGACUACCUGGAAAGAUAGCCUAGUUCAAGCCACUCCUGCAAACCUUGAAGAGGCCAGGACAUUUGUGAGGAAUAUCCGUGAUCAAGGAAUGACCAACAUUAAUGAUGGGCUGCUGAGGGGCAUCCAUAUGCUGACAGAUGCCCAGAAGCAGCACAUUGUCCCCGAGAGGAGCACCUCCAUCAUCAUCAUGUUGACAGACGGGGAUGCCAAUACUGGUGAGAGCAGACCUGAAAAAAUCCAGGAGAAUGUCCGGAAUGCCAUUGAGGGCAAGUUCCCUUUGUAUAACCUGGGCUUUGGCAACAAUCUGAAUUAUAAUUUCCUGGAGACUAUGGCCCUGGAGAACCACGGGCUUGCCCGGCGCAUUUAUGAAGAUUCUGAUGCCAACUUGCAGCUGCAGGGCUUCUAUGAGGAGGUAGCCAACCCACUGCUGACGAAUGUGGAGGUGGAUUAUCCCGAGAAUGCCAUCCUGGACCUUACCAAAAACAAUUACCCCCACUUCUAUGAUGGCUCUGAGAUUAUUGUAGCAGGGCGCCUGGUGGACAGCAACAUGAACAACUUUAAAGCAGAUGUGAAGGGUCAUGGGGCCUUGAACGACCUGACCUUCACAGAGGAGGUAGACAUGAAGGAAAUGGAUGCAGCUGUGAAGGAGCAAGGCUACAUUUUUGGGAACUACAUCGAGCGGCUCUGGGCCUACCUCACUAUUGAGCAGUUACUGGAGAAACGCAAGAACGCCCAUGGGGAGGAGAAGGCAAACCUCACAGCCCAGGCCCUGGAGCUGUCCCUCAAGUACCAUUUUGUGACUCCGCUGACCUCCAUGGUGGUGACCAAGCCUGAGGACAACGAGGAUCAGACAUCCAUUGCUGACAAGCCUGGGGAAGCCCCCUAUGGGACCACAUCCAUGGCCUACUUGACCAGCCACCAGUCUCUUCCAACCCCCUACUAUUAUGUGGACGGGGACCCUCACUUCAUCAUCCAAGUCCCGGGAAAAAAUGACACCAUCUGCUUCAACAUUGAUGAGAAGCCUGGCACCGUGCUUCGCCUUAUUGAGGACCCAGUCACAGGCAUCACUGUGACUGGACAGAUCAUUGGAGACAAGGGAAGUAGCUCUUACUCCAGGACAGGGAAGACCUAUUUUGGAAAACUGGGCAUUACCAAUGCUUGGAUGGACUUCCGGAUUGAGGUGACCACAGAGAAGAUCAUCCUGGGAACUGGAGACGAACUGAGCACAUUCAGCUGGCUGGACACAGACACAGUCACAGUCACACAGACUGGGCUGUCUGUGACAAUCAACAGGAAGAAGAACAUGGUAGUCUCCUUUGGAGAUGGGGUUAACUUUGUGAUCGUCCUACACCAGGUUUGGAAGAAACAUCCACUUCACCAGAACUUCCUAGGGUUCUACGUGGUGGACAGUCACCGGAUGUCAGCACAGACACAUGGGCUGCUGGGCCAAUUCUUUCGCCCCUUUGACUUUGAAGUGUUUGACAUCCGCCCAGGCUCUGACCCCACAAAGCCAGACGCCACAAUGCUCGUGAAGAACCAUCGGCUGACUGUCACAAGGGGCUCCCAGAAAGAUUACAGGAAGGAUGCCAGUGUUGGCAUGAAAGUCAUCUGCUGGUUUGUCCAUAACAAUGGGGAAGGGCUGAUUGAUGGUGUCCAUACCGACUACAUUGUCCCCAGCUUGUUCUGAGUAACAUGCCACCCCACUGCUGAAGUAGACGGCCUGGAUUGUCUGGAGCAAGUGCCCAGAAUGGGGCUUGUGGGAAGGACCGGAACAAUAA
Messenger RNA from Phodopus roborovskii (desert hamster), 2837 nucleotides. It is a transcript of the gene Itih3, whose product is annotated as inter-alpha-trypsin inhibitor heavy chain 3. Gene Ontology annotation, molecular function: serine-type endopeptidase inhibitor activity. Gene Ontology annotation, biological process: hyaluronan metabolic process. NCBI's taxonomy places the organism in Eukaryota, Metazoa, Chordata, Mammalia, Rodentia, Cricetidae. The coding region runs from base 74 to 2746 and encodes 890 amino acids. The record is from RefSeq and is a predicted model, not a curated record. The transcript has 21 exons.